GAUCUCAACCUGGGCACUGCAGCCGAGGAGAAGCGGCACUAACCACACCCAGUGGAGGGGCGGCACAGACGGAUGGGGAAAACGUGCGUCGUGUCAGAGGGAAAGCCCCCGACGGAGCCCCCCGCCCACCAGGGCAGCCUACAGGCAGCCCUGCCCUCCCCAGGAGCGCUCUCUCUCCACGCCUGCUCUGGAGCAGCCCUGGGGAGGGCGCAGGGGCACUCGCCCAGCUCCGGCCGAGAAGGGGGCGCACCGAAAGAAACAUCAAAUCCACACCUACAGGAGGACGACGGCGUGGAAAGAGGGGGAGGGAAGACGGGGAGGACAACGCAACUCACAUGCCAACCUCGCAGCAGGCUCUUCCUCCAGGAAGCGAAGCCCCGGUGCUGCCGGGGAGCUCUGCCCCAGCGGCACCGAGGGGAUGAGGAUGAGGCGCCGCCUCGACCGAACCGGCGGCGGCUGCAGCAUCGCGGACAGCGCCCGCUCCGACCGGCCGCGCUGAACGGCGUUUCAGCACCGCGGACAGCGGCAGCGCCAUGGGGGGCCGCGCCCGCCCCGCGUCCCGGCACUGAAGCGGAGCCGGCCCCGCCGCGCACAUGUAAGCUGGUGGGCAGCCCUUGGGGCUCUGCCUCUUCCAGAGCCGGCUCUCAGCUCCUCCGAGAAGCGCCCUGGCUCUAAUGCUGAUCCCCCGUUAUGCACUGGGAAGUUUUGUUGUGGUUAAAGGUCUCUCGGUGCGACUCGGUCUCCUAGAAGCCUGAGUAUGGGCUGGCGUGAGUGAGGUUGAGAAACAGCAAUUACAAAACCAUGCAUCGAAGGCACACAACCCUUCGGGAGAAGGGCCGGAGGCAGGCCAUCCGGGGCCCAGCCUACAUGUUCAAUGAGAAAGGCACCAGCCUGACUGCAGAAGAGGAACGUUUUCUCGAUUCUGCAGAAUAUGGCAACAUUCCCGUGGUGCGAAAAAUGCUGGAGGAAUCCAAAACCUUGAACUUUAAUUGUGUCGAUUAUAUGGGACAAAAUGCCUUACAGUUAGCUGUAGGUAAUGAGCAUCUGGAAGUGACGGAGCUCCUUCUCAAAAAGGAGAAUCUCGCUCGAGUUGGAGAUGCGCUUUUGUUAGCCAUCAGCAAGGGAUACGUGCGCAUUGUAGAAGCAAUAUUGAACCAUCCAGCCUUUGCACAGGGACAGCGUCUCACACUCAGCCCCCUCGAGCAGGAACUGAGAGAUGAUGAUUUUUAUGCCUACGAUGAAGAUGGAACUCGGUUCUCCCAUGACAUUACCCCUAUCAUACUUGCUGCCCACUGCCAGGAGUACGAAAUUGUUCACAUCUUACUUCUAAAAGGCGCACGAAUUGAAAGGCCACAUGACUAUUUUUGCAAAUGCAAUGAAUGCAUUGAGAAGCAGAGGAAAGAUUCCUUUAGUCACUCUCGAUCGAGAAUGAAUGCCUACAAAGGAUUAGCCAGUGCUGCUUAUUUGUCUCUUUCCAGUGAAGACCCUGUCCUUACCGCUCUAGAGCUAAGCAAUGAACUGGCCAGACUAGCCAACAUUGAAACUGAAUUUAAGAACGACUAUCGGAAGCUAUCUAUGCAAUGCAAGGACUUUGUCGUGGGUGUGCUGGACUUGUGCAGAGACACCGAAGAAGUAGAAGCAAUUCUCAACGGAGAUGUGAACAUCCAUCUGUGCCCUGAGCACCACCGGCCAAGUCUGAGCAGGAUUAAACUUGCUAUUAAAUAUGAGGUCAAAAAGUUUGUUGCUCACCCCAACUGCCAGCAGCAAUUGCUCACCAUGUGGUAUGAAAACCUCUCAGGCUUACGGCAGCAAUCUAUAGCUGUGAAGUUCUUGGCUGUCUUCGGGGUCUCUAUUGGCCUGCCCUUCCUUGCCAUAGCCUACUGGAUCGCUCCCUGCAGCAAGUUGGGACGGACCCUUCGAAGUCCUUUCAUGAAGUUUGUGGCACAUGCAGUUUCUUUCACAAUCUUCCUUGGACUGCUAGUAGUGAAUGCUUCAGAUCGGUUUGAAGGAGUAAAAAAUCUCCCCAACGAGACCAUCACGGAUCAUCCAAAACAAAUAUUUCGAGUCAAAACAACUCAGUUCUCAUGGACAGAAUUGCUGAUCAUGAAGUGGGUAUUGGGCAUGAUAUGGUCAGAGUGUAAGGAGAUCUGGGAAGAGGGGCCACGCGAAUAUGUGUUACAUCUCUGGAACCUGCUGGACUUUGGGAUGCUGUCCAUCUUCGUGGCAUCGUUCACCGCCAGGUUCAUGGCUUUUCUCAAAGCGACUGAAGCACAACAGUACGUAGAUCAGUACGUUCAAGAUGAUGACCUCAAUAAUGUCACCCUUCCCCCUGAAGUUGCUUACUUUACUUAUGCCAGGAACAAGUGGCUUCCCUCGGAUCCUCAGAUCAUUUCAGAAGGACUGUAUGCAAUAGCUGUGGUACUCAGCUUCUCCCGCAUUGCUUACAUUCUUCCAGCCAACGAAAGCUUCGGCCCCCUGCAGAUCUCUUUGGGGAGGACUGUGAAGGAUAUCUUCAAGUUCAUGGUCAUCUUCAUCAUGGUGUUCCUGGCCUUCAUGAUUGGAAUGUUCAACCUUUACUCUUACUACCUUGGUGCAAAAUACAACCCCGCGUUUACAACGGUAGAAGAAAGUUUUAAAACCUUAUUCUGGUCAAUAUUUGGCUUAUCUGAAGUGAUAUCUGUGGUGCUGAAGUAUGAUCACAAAUUCAUUGAGAAUAUUGGAUAUGUACUCUAUGGAGUAUAUAAUGUGACUAUGGUGGUGGUGCUGCUUAAUAUGCUAAUAGCCAUGAUCAACAACUCCUAUCAGGAAAUUGAGGAGGAUGCGGAUGUGGAAUGGAAGUUUGCACGAGCCAAGCUCUGGCUAUCCUACUUUGACGAAGGAAGGACUUUACCUGCUCCUUUUAAUCUAGUGCCAAGCCCUAAAUCAUUUUAUUAUCUCAUACUGAGAAUAAAAAUGUGCCUCAUAAAACUCUGCAAAUCUAAGGCCAAAAACUGUGAGAAUGAUCUGGAGAUGGGGAUGCUGAAUUCCAAACAACGGAAAGUUCGUUUUCACUCUAGCACUCGAAAUACAGAAAAUUUUUCUGUGAAGAAUGCUUAUAACAAGCCCACAAGAUAUCAGAAAAUAAUGAAACGUCUGAUUAAGCGGUAUGUACUGAAGGCUCAGGUUGACCGAGAAAAUGAUGAGGUCAAUGAAGGAGAACUUAAAGAGAUUAAGCAAGAUAUUUCCAGCCUUCGCUAUGAACUCUUAGAGGAAAAGUCUCAAGCUACUGGUGAGCUGGCAAGACUAAUACAACAACUGAGCGACAAAUUUGGGAAGAACUUAAAUAAGGACAUUUGACGGUGAACACAGAGAAAGGCACCAUGUUUUCUAAACAUUAUUCAGUCUCAACCAGCAUCUUAGGAGGGCAAAAAACAGCCAAAGGAUGGGUACUGCACACUUAGCUUCUGCUAACUAGCAAGUAUUGAUAGGAGCACUUUGCAUUACUCCUGUGCUUGGUGAGUUACCAGUUAAAUAUUUAUGAUGCAAAAGUAAUUUACUGGUAAAGAUAUAUGCCCUUUGACAUCAGAAAUAGAUGUAUCAUAGGGAAGGCACCUUCUAGUUAAAGGCAAAAGAAAGACAGAUCUUCAUCUGUCUGACUCUGUUGACGACAAUGCAACUGUACUCAUUUAUACCAAUGGAGACUGAACUAAUCAGAAUUGGCUGAAGUCUGAAGAAAAAAAUGUGCCAAGCAUAUUCCUUAAAAAAUUCAAGAGAUUCCUAUCCUUGGGUAUGUAUUCUCCUUUUAUGUUUACACGGGCAUCCACGAAGACAACUUUGAACAGCACUGUGGUUAAUAAGUAAAUGAGAAAUCAUCUACUGAGAUGACCAAGGCAAAGUGUGGCACGUAAAGGUCAUCUACCUUCUAGACUGGAUGACAACACUGGAAAAAAUGGACCAAGCUUGUUGGGUAAAGCAUCCUUUCACCACUUUGCUAGAACUGGAUGAAGGGAUUCACAGCUAAAAAACUCUCCACUUUUUCUAGCUAUAUUAGCUAGUCCACUAAUGGAUACAGUCUCUUUGUACACACCUGGCCUCUCUUUUAUCCCUAGAUGAUCCCAGCUUCAACAACAGUGUACUGAAAUAUUCAUAAUGAUGUGGAACUCACUUCCCAGGAUUACCCAGAAACAAUUUAUACUGUGCUAAUGUGUUCAGUUCAAGGAACAACAUUAAUCCAGUGACAGAGAUGCAACUGAGCUCAGCUUCUGGAUUCCGGAGGUGUCAGACAGCAAGCCAUAGGGUAGAGAUAAAUUUUUGAAACUACUGGGCUAAGUUCCUCAUGAUUUAAAUCAAUAUGAAAAGGCUUCAAUUCCACUGAGAACAUUCUGACAAAAAAAAAAAAAAAAAAAACACCCUUGUAGAAAUUAUUAUGUGUUUGGCUCUUUCAGAGGAUGUAGAAGGGAUUAAAACUGUUUUAAAGGCUGCAGUAAUACAAGUACUUGGAUUGCGCUUUCACAGCUGGAAAAUGAUGAGUCUGCUCAAUACAACUGCAAACUUGGACUGCUUGGGUUUUUACAUUUAGCUACGUGAUUUCAACUCUUAAAGCACACCUUAUUACUUGGGAACCACUGAACUGCACUGUUUGUUUACAAGAGACAACUAUAAGACGAAAGCUACAUUUAGGUGUCAGAUGAGAAAAACAAGCAGAACCAGAAGGUGACCUGUGAUCAGUUCUUAAGUGCCAGAUGAGAACACAGAUAGCCUAAUAGAAUAAUAGUUAUAUUUAUUAAAAAAAAAAAAAAUAAAAUAAAAAAAAGUGUACUGUAUGUAGAUCUGUUUAGAGAAAAAUACUGUAUUUUUACCUUUAAUAAUAUUAUCUUGUAUACUGUAAUAUUUUUACCAAAAAAUGGGGAAAAAAUAAAAUUACCUCAUAAUAUUUUGCUGUACAUUGAGUGAAAUAUUUGCCUGAUCUUUUGAUUAACCAAUACAUGGAUUUUUUUUUUUCUUUUCUGUGAUGUGUGAACAAUGAAAUCAUUAUAUGAAGCAAUUUUGUCAUCGGAAUUCUGAAGCCUGAAAGAGUAAAAAAGCAAAACUUAAACUAAAAUAUAUUUUAAAGAACAAAACUAAGAUUCUGUGUC
Columba livia (rock pigeon) is the source of this 5114-nucleotide messenger RNA. It is a transcript of the gene TRPC7, whose product is annotated as transient receptor potential cation channel subfamily C member 7. The transcript is spliced from 12 exons. The record is from RefSeq and is a predicted model, not a curated record. Bases 802 to 3336 code for a protein of 844 amino acids. Gene Ontology annotation, biological process: calcium ion transmembrane transport; regulation of cytosolic calcium ion concentration; single fertilization. Gene Ontology annotation, molecular function: store-operated calcium channel activity; inositol 1,4,5 trisphosphate binding; protein binding. Lineage: Eukaryota; Metazoa; Chordata; Aves; Columbiformes; Columbidae. Gene Ontology annotation, cellular component: cation channel complex; plasma membrane.